UAAAGCGUUUAAUUUGUUAAUAAAUAAUUAGCACGAUGAGUGAGUUCAUUAUUAGCUAAGUUUUAUAAUUAUAAUUACAAUUACAUAAAUAAAGGACUGUUUUUGAGGCCAUUUUAAAGUACAUUAUGAAACUAGUAGAACUAUUUGAUGUAACGAAAAAAAAAGAAGAAUUUGUUUCAUUCCUGAACAAACCCAGAUAGCAAAAAUGGGUAGCUUUCUCAUAUCACCACAACGAAACGUGUGUUUCAACGAUCUGUUCGCUGGACGUCAGAAAAAAAAAACAUAAAACAAAUGCACAAAAAGAGACUCCCCAAAGGUGGGCUUAAAUUUAGCCAAACAAAAAGCCUGCCGGGACCCGGUAGUGCGGCCCGCUACGCAAGCGAACCGUGCGCUCCGUGCCGUAUCACCUCUGUACGGGUUGCGAAGAAUUGGUGGCGCACUGAUAAUCGCCAUCGUCCACAAGACAUGCCGGUGGUAGCCUCAAAGUAUAAAACUACCCCGACCACAGACCGACCGGUACAGUGCGGCAGGUUAGCUUAAACCAUUCCAUCAGCGCUUCAGCAGGACAUUCGCAGGACAAACACACAGGAGCCGGAGUACAAAAUGAUCAAACCGUUCGUCUGCAUACUGAUCGUGGCGGCCGGUUGCGCCAACGCCUUCAUGUACAAACACCCGUACAACCACCAUCAGGCGGCGGUGCUGGCCCACGAGCCGGUCGUACCGGUGGAGUUUGUGAAGCACACCACCAGCCCCGCCUUCCGGCCCGCCUCCUUCCUCGAGGUGAUGGAGGUCGUGCUGGACUGCUUCAACACGCUGCGCAUCCCGCUGCAGCGGUUCCCCUCCUACCUGUCCGGCAUCUUCCCGGAGGAUCCGGAAACGAAGUGCUUCCUGCGCUGCGUCGCCAUCAAGCUGGGCGUGUACUGCGACGAGAAGGGUGCCGAUCUGGACCGGCACUGCGUACAGUUCGGGCUGGGCGAAUGCUGCGAAAACUUCUCCAACCGCCAUCUGGUCUGCCUGCAGCAGAACUCCCUGCCCUGCCCGGAUCGGUGCACGGCCGCGUACAAGCAGGAGCUGUGCUUCCAGGAGCCGAUCGCCAAGUAUCUGGACUACCACUUCCACGAUCUGGUCGGACUGUUGCAUCAGGCCAAGUGCAGCCACGAUCUGAAAAUGCUGCAUCCUUAAAAAAAGAAGCCCGUUCGUGUUGGUUGGUGUAGUGUAGCCGUACUUUUCUUCUUUGCGUGUUUGUUUCCGGUGUGUGUGUGUUGUGCCCGAAGGGGUAAGGGUAUCAUCAGCAGCGCGUGGCAUGUGUUAGAGCACGAGCGCUGGCGAUGGUGCCUAAAAACGCAUAAAAACUAAUAAAAAAAUCAAUAGCACAAAAAUAUCCUAAUUUAUUCGUUUUGUUCUGCCCUCGUUCCAUUCGUUGAAUGAUAGAGAAAGGAUGAAUAUUAUGGGCACCGGAAUAACCUUUUCUACCUUCUAUCUCUUUCUGACCAGCUUGCUUCCUUCCACCAAAAAAAAAAAACAGGUCUACUAAACCUCUACGGCUUCAAAUGCGCUAUAUUUACCGUAGACUUGCCAUUUAAUAUGCUGAAAACUUCAAUAUUGUCCCUCUUUCGCUUCGCUUCGCAGAACGCAAGCUGGGAAGUGACAAGGCAAAAACUCCUUUCGCCAACAACGAAAAGGUCGGAAAAGUAGGCGAGCGAACUGCAUGCUCAUCGAAAUGAAACCAUGAGUGUUUGGCUAAUUACGAUUGAAAGAAGGAUUAAUAGUGAUUAACCAGGCACUAGGCAAACUAUUUGUUCCGGAAUGGUGGUAAAAAGGUAAUAUUUUCGAUGAACAGUGCAAUGGAAGCUUUCUUAAUCCGGUUGCAACCCUUGUAACUCCUCAAUAUGUCUUAUUGAGAUCUAAGUAGCCUAUGCCUGAUCGUUCGAGUCCUGAUUAAAAUACUGAAAAAUUAUUUUCCCGAUAUAAACCUGAUAACUGAACAACGUUAAAGCCACUAACUUCAAAUCGACUGGCUUCGUAAAACUAAAUUUAAACGCUUCCUAUUGCUUCCAACCUUUAGAUAUUUCGUGACACAGUAAGAAAUCAAUCGCCUCAUUCCUCUAGAUAUGUGAACAUGAAAUGGCGAAAUUCGCAUAAAAUUUCGACAUGAAACAUGAAAAGCACACGCUCACAGAGACACAACACAAUACCGGGAACAUGCACGAGUUCAGACCGUAAAGCACUUUUCCAAAGAAGGAAAAAACACAGUUUGGUGGAGAAUUUUUCCUCCCUUUUUUUUUUUUUUUUGUUGUUGCACCAAUGCGGUAUCAUGUUUAAACACGCACACAUACACGCUCCCUCAGUGGCACGCGACUGCUGAUUUUCCAAUAAUUAAGUAUUCAUACUUUUUUUUAACAUACGCACACACACACACACACACAGCCAGACGCACAAACUAUCCGCAGGUUACACAAUCUGCCCGCUAUUGUCGUGCUCUCCGAGGACAACCUUGCACUCUGCCUGCAACUUGCUCUUCGGGCGGACGGAUGGCAUGACAUGGUAGGCAGUCGAGCCAGUUCCGCCCCAUUGCGAUUAUUGUGCAGCACACACCCUUCUACCCCAACUUCCACUCCUUCAUGUAAGCCACCAACCACCCACUCCCUUCCAUCCGUUUUCUCCAGGGGCUAAUACAAAAACACAACCCGGUUAAUGGGGUCGGCUCGAAUCAAUAAACCUUCGAGCGAAUAUUUGCCAUCGUCGUGUUACGCGUCGCGCACCGACCGUUGAACUUUUUUUGUUGAUUCUAUCAUCAUCCCCCUCCCCAGUGUAACUAAAGACCGGGCGUGCACAUACACACACACACGCACGCACACACACAGACACACUGACG
Messenger RNA from Anopheles coluzzii, 2875 nucleotides. RefSeq lists its product as uncharacterized. Gene Ontology annotation, molecular function: odorant binding. Lineage: Eukaryota; Metazoa; Arthropoda; Insecta; Diptera; Culicidae. The record is from RefSeq and is a predicted model, not a curated record. The transcript has a single exon. Gene Ontology annotation, biological process: sensory perception of smell. The coding region runs from base 604 to 1182 and encodes 192 amino acids.